Molecule: messenger RNA, 1679 nt
Organism: Balaenoptera musculus (blue whale)
Lineage: Eukaryota; Metazoa; Chordata; Mammalia; Artiodactyla; Balaenopteridae
Gene: CXCR2
Product: C-X-C motif chemokine receptor 2
Exons: 2
Coding region: 47-1111 (354 amino acids)
Biological process (GO): immune response; neutrophil chemotaxis; G protein-coupled receptor signaling pathway
Cellular component (GO): membrane
Molecular function (GO): interleukin-8 binding; C-X-C chemokine receptor activity
Source: RefSeq, a predicted model, not a curated record
CAGCUGUAGCAGCAACAACAGGCCGGAAAUUAAGUUUACGUCAAAUAUGGAAGGAUUUAACUGGGAAAACUACAGUGAUGAAGAUUUUGGUAAUUACAGUUACAACACUGACCUGCCCUCUAUUCUACCAGACUCUGCCCCAUGCCAGCCGGAAUCUCUGGAUAUCAACAAGUAUGCUGUGGUCAUCAUCUAUGCCCUGGUCUUCCUGCUGAGCCUCCUGGGAAACUCCCUGGUGAUGCUGGUCAUCUUAUACAGCCGGGUGGGCCGCUCUGUCACCGAUGUCUACCUGCUGAACCUGGCCAUGGCUGACCUGCUCUUCGCCCUGACCUUGCCUAUCUGGGCCACCUCCAAGGCAAAGGGCUGGAUCUUUGGCACACCCCUGUGCAAGGUGGUGUCACUCCUGAAGGAAGUCAACUUCUACAGUGGCAUUCUACUGCUGGCCUGCAUCAGCGUGGACCGCUACCUGGCCAUUGUCCAUGCCACACGCACGCUGACCCACAAACGGCACUGGGUCAAGUUCAUAUGUUUAGGCAUCUGGGUCCUGUCCUUGAUCCUGGCCCUGCCCAUCUUCAUCUUCCGAAGGGCCAUCCACCCGCCCUAUUCCAGCCCAGUCUGCUACGAGGACAUGGGUGCCAAUACGACGAAAUGGCGGAUGGUGAUGCGGGUCCUGCCCCAGACCUUUGGCUUCCUCCUGCCCCUGCUGGUCAUGCUGCUCUGCUACGGACUCACCCUGCGCACGCUCUUUGCGGCCCACAUGGGGCAGAAGCACCGGGCCAUGCGGGUCAUCUUUGCUGUCGUGCUCGUCUUCCUGCUCUGCUGGCUGCCCUACAACCUGGUCCUGGUUGCAGACACCCUCAUGAGGGUCCGGGUGAUCGCAGAGACCUGUGAGCGCCGCAAUGACAUUGGCCGGGCCCUGGAUGCCACCGAGAUCCUGGGCUUCCUCCACAGCUGCCUCAAUCCUCUCAUCUACGUCUUCAUUGGCCAGAAGUUUCGCCACGGACUCCUCAGAAUCAUGGCCAUCCAUGGCCUGGUCAGCAAGGAGUUCUUGGUCAAGGACGGCAGGCCUUCCUUUGUUGGCUCUUCUUCGGGGAACACUUCUACUACCCUCUGAGACCGCGCGCAGGGCUCCCCCCUUCCCUUCAGCAUCCGCCCCAAGCCGCAUGUCCUCUGGCUGCUCACAGCCUUGUGUCAAGGCAGCCCCCCAUUGUGGUUACAGGAAGUUGCUGAGGCCACAUCCUUACUAGGCCCCCAGCUAUGGAUUCGAAAGCCCUGGCCCCCAUCUCUUACCGUAAUUACCAUGUCAACUGCUAGAGCUCAGUCCAUCCUACCACUGAGACCACGGCACUCUGUCUUCUGGCAGACAUUCUUUGAAGAUAUUCUUUUAAGUGAUUACAAAAAUUUCCCACCAUUGGGAGGCAUUAGUGUCAAACACCAUUGGUUGCUUCCCCAACUCUCCCUUUCCUUGCCUGCUAACGAAGUCCACCUCCCUUGAGAGAGGCUGAAAAUGACAGAUACUCACUUUCUCAGACUUCCUUAAGCCAGCAGUGGCCAUAUCAUCUGGUUCUGAUAAAUAAGAAUUAAAGGCAAAUUUUGUGCUGAUAAAUCAUUUUCCUGGGAGAAAAAGUCUUGAUUUGUAGCGUUUACCACAUUCCGUGGUAUAAAUAAAUGCUCCCACCAUG